This is a messenger RNA of Rhizophagus irregularis DAOM 181602=DAOM 197198, 840 nucleotides long. RefSeq lists its product as uncharacterized. The record is from RefSeq and is a predicted model, not a curated record. NCBI's taxonomy places the organism in Eukaryota, Fungi, Glomeromycota, Glomeromycetes, Glomerales, Glomeraceae.
AAAAAAUUUAUAUAUAAAUCAAAAAAAAAUUCUUUUUAUUUCUUUUAUAAAAAUUACAAAAUAAUUUUUUCACUUGAAAAUUUUUACGCUUGAAAAUCAUUAUGUCUUUAUCUACAGCCUAUCAAUCACUUUCAGCACUUGUCCCAGCCAGAUUUCAAAAAUUAACAGCAGAUUAUAAAACGUCGAUUGAAAAAUUACGACCACAAAGAUUACUCUCAGCUUUAGCAAUUUUACCGUAUUAUGCAUCAACUGCAAUUCCAUCAACUAUAUGUACUUUUACAAUUCUUUACGUACCAAUCAUUUGUAAAUUUGAAUAUCAAUUAUAUAAACAAUUUUAUAAAAAUGGAUUAUUGAGACCAACAUAUCAAUCAUUUACAGCAUUUUCUACAUUAGUCACUGGUUCAAUUCUAUUACCUAUAUUAGUAUUAGUGGGCGAUUUAAUAUUUAUGUUUACUGUCGUAAUCGCUUCUGUUGGUGCUGUUGUUAUGACAAUGUAUGGUGGUCUUGAAUGUGGAAUAGAAUUUUGUAAUAGAGUUGCUAUGAGCGUACCUGAAACGUAUUGGGAAAUGAUCUUUCCAUCAAAGAAUCCUGAAGAAAAAAUUAUCGAUUUGGAAUUAGAUUAUUAAUUAAUUUAUUUAUUUAAUACUACGAUGAAAAUAGAAAGCAAAUUUUUCGCAUAUUACAUUUGCAUGUAUACAUGUAUUAUAAUAUUAUUAUAAUAUUUUUAGAAUAUAUUAUAUAUUUAGAAUAUAUUAUUAUUAGGUACAUUAAUGUAAUAUUUUGUGUGGCGCAAAACUUAACCGUCUGUGUCAUAAUAACAAAUUUUUUUAAAUUUUUUUU